Medioppia subpectinata is the source of this 1058-nucleotide messenger RNA. Lineage: Eukaryota; Metazoa; Arthropoda; Arachnida; Sarcoptiformes; Oppiidae. The record is from the annotation of a GenBank genome assembly.
GCGCUUAUGAUACUUAUUAUAUGGACUCUUAUUGUUCAGCCAGUGUUCCCGCAAAUGGCAAAACACCGGCCAAUUCGGGAACCGCUGCUGUCAUACAAUUGGGCAAAGAGUCGUGCACUUCAGUCGCCACUUUGCGGGCAUUCAAAACAGAAUAUCCUAAUAAUGCCAAAUGUGAAGUUACGGUCAAAUCGCCGCCUGGUUUUGGUUUAGUCGCUACCUUGAAGUACGCAUCUCUGAGGCCAACACUUCCCUGUGCUAUAGACAAGGAUGAGGUGAUUGUGUCGAUCAACAAAACACUUCAGUAUAACAUCAUCUCCAGUACUGGCGAGGGUUUUGUAACCGAUAUCAGUGACACCGAUAUCGGCGUCAAGUUUGUGACCACUAAUAUGAGGGACGCUAUCGAUGGCAAGGGAUUUGAGAUACAUUUCACCGCUUAUAGACUAAUGGAAAGUUCGGCCAGUGUUCCCGCAAAUGGCAAAACACCGGCCAAUUCGGGAACCGUUGCUGUCAUACAAUUGGGCAAAGAGUCGUGCACUUCAGUCGCCACUUUGCGGGCAUUCAAAACAGAAUAUCCUAAUAAUGCCAAAUGUGAAGUUACGGUCAAAUCGCCGCCUGGUUUUGGUUUAGUCGCUACCUUGAAGUACGCGUCUCUGAGGCCAACACUUCCCUGUGCUAUAGACAAGGAUGAGGUGAUUGUGUCGCUCAACAAAACACUUCAGUAUAACAUCAGCUCCAGUACUGGCGAGGGUUUUGUAACCGAUAUCAGUGACACCGAUAUCGGCGUCAAGUUUGUGACCACUAAUAUGAGGGACGCUAUCGAUGGCAAGGGAUUUGAGAUACAUUUCACCGCUUAUAGACUAAAGGAAAGUUCGGGCGUCUGCAGUGACGGGUAUUUUGACUGCGAUAACAGCCGUUGUGUACACAAUGGCCUCAAAUGCGACCGAAUAGACAAUUGCGGUAAUAAUCGGGACGAAGACGGAUGUGAUUAUCCGGAUACGGAUAUGCUACUGAGUCAAAUCUUUGUGAAUUCACAUUACUCGUAUAGCACAGUAGUGUAG